Molecule: messenger RNA, 607 nt
Organism: Aspergillus homomorphus CBS 101889
Lineage: Eukaryota; Fungi; Ascomycota; Eurotiomycetes; Eurotiales; Aspergillaceae
Exons: 1
Source: RefSeq, a predicted model, not a curated record
CAACAAUAGUAUGAUAGAUUAUUCAGGCCCUCCAAAGAUGCAGAUUCCCAAUCCCAGUAAUAAUAUCCCCUUUGCCCUCCACCGCAUCCCUAACCUCCAACAAAACAGCCAAAACCUCCAUACUCCUAUUCCCCGUUUGGCCGCGCGCAAAGAUCGACAACGUAUGCGGGCUCUCGCCCAGACGAAAGAAAUCGACGUACUCGGGGGACCGGCCGCCAUCGGCGGGCCCGCCCACAGCGACGACACCCACGGCCUGGAUCUCGAGCUCCUGGUCGCCCACGCGCUGAGUGGGCCAGCUCCGCCACAGCAGCUGGGCGCGGCGCUCGUGCUCGCCCUCGAGGAAGUUCCGGGACUGGAAGCCGUCCAGGGUGGCGGGGAAGGUGUCGUCGUGCGGGCAGCCGGUCACAACACUCAGAAAAACGCCGCUGCUCGGGGACGAGACGGCGAUGAGCGUGUACUGCACGCUGAGUUCGCCCUCGACGCCGAAGGUGACUGUUGCCGGCGUGAUCUGGUAGCCUGCGUCUAUGGGGAAGGCCGUGGAGAGGAGGCUGAGCCAUUCCUCGCGUCGGGUCGGGAUGCGGCCUAUGUCUGUCCGAGUCCGAUUCAU